This is a messenger RNA of Salvelinus fontinalis (brook trout), 9588 nucleotides long. RefSeq names its product BTB/POZ domain-containing protein 7-like. Gene Ontology annotation, molecular function: protein binding. Gene Ontology annotation, biological process: morphogenesis of a branching epithelium. NCBI's taxonomy places the organism in Eukaryota, Metazoa, Chordata, Actinopteri, Salmoniformes, Salmonidae. Bases 491 to 3820 code for a protein of 1109 amino acids. The transcript has 11 exons. The record is from RefSeq and is a predicted model, not a curated record.
AGCAAACAGCGUCUGGAUAGGCCACACCACCACUACCCACCCACCGCGCAAGGAUGAGUGUUUUUAAGGAAAAUCAAUCCAAGCUAAGGAACACGUCUUGAGUUUCUAUUCUCGGGAAAAAGGACUUGCAAUUUGCUGAAAAGUCGAGGCAAAGUGGAUCUAAAGGCACAUGCAGGAUUCUCUCUGUGUAUAUGGCGUCGAUUUAUGCUUAAUGAUCGCUGUUACAAAGGGGAGUUGUGCCGUAGGUUAAGACAAAAAAGAUUCUACAAGGAAAUCAUCAUAACUUCGUUCGGGAAUACACUUAAAAGGGAGAAUCAUUUCUGAAAGAAGCUAAGUCUGUUCAAGGCAUGGCAGGUUGGGUGUCAAAAGAGGCUCCAGAGGACCCGGCCCUGAGAGAGGGAGCCGAUGGCUGAGGAAUGAAGUGCUUCGCCUGGGCAGAAUGACCAUGCAGGAGGGGAGAUCCCAGAACAACAAGUGAAGAAGAGCAACAAUGGGUGCCAAUGCAUCCAGCUACUCGCACUCAUGCUCCCCUCGUAUAGGAGGAAACGCACAGAUACAGCAGACCUUCAUAGGGACGUCGUCGUACUCCCAGCAGGGCUAUGGCUGGGAGUCCAAGCUGUACAGCCUGGAGCAGGGUCACGACAAGCCCCAUGACAGGAAGAAGAAGAGCCUGGGCCUGGCCACCCUCAAGAGGAGGUUCAUCAAGCGCCGUAAGUCCAGCCGUUCUGCGGACCAUGCCCGCCAGAUGAAGGAGCUCCUGUCGGGGUGGGAUGUGCGUGAUGCCAACGCCCUAGUGGAGGAGUAUGAGGGCACAGCCUCCCUCAAGGAGCUGAGCUUCCAUGCCAGCUUGGCGCGUGCCAAGGCACCCAGCCUGCAGCGUGACCUGGCUGCCCUUUACCAGCACAAGUACUGCACCGACGUGGACCUCAUCUUCCAGGACACCUGUUUCCCCGCCCACCGCGCCGUGCUGGCUUCCCGCUGCCCCUUCUUCAAGACCCUACUGUCCUCCUCUCCGGGGUAUGGCGCUGAGGUCCUUAUGGACAUUGAGACGGCGGGCAUCGAUGUGCCCAUGUUCUCUGCACUACUGCACUACCUGUACACGGGGGAGUUUGGGGUGGGUGGGGUGGAGGACUCCAGGCUGCAGAAUGUGGACGUGCUGGUGCAGCUGAGCGAGGAGUUCGGGACGCCCAACUCCCUUGAGGCAGACAUGAGAGGACUGUUUGACUACAUGUGUUACUACGAUGCCCUGCUCAGCUUCUCCUCCGACGCGGAGCUGGUGGAGGCCUACAGCAGUGGGGGAGCUGGAGGGGACGUGGCCACAGGAGGCUGCCGGGGGCUGGGUUCCCCAGACGAGGACCUGAGGGCCCACAAGGCCGUGCUCUCGGCCCGCUCACCCUUUUUCCGGAACCUUCUACAGCGGCGCAUCCGCACGGGGGAGGAGAUGACGGAGCGCACGCUGCAGACACCCACACGCAUCGUGCUGGACGAGUCCAUCAUCCCGCGGAAGUACGUGCGAGUCAUCCUUCACUGCAUGUACACAGAUGCGGUUGAGCUGGGGCUGGUGCUGAGGGGGAGCCCCUCGGCCGGGAGCCUGGGGGAGGUGCAGGUCCUGGUGGCCGGGGGCAGGGGAGGAGCUAGCAUCCGCACUGAGGAGGCCAUGGAGCUCUACCACAUCGCGCUCUUCCUUGAGUUCAGCAUGCUGGCACAAGGCUGUGAGGACAUUGUGGUGGAGAGCCUGUCCCUGGACUGCCUGGUUCCCAUCCUGAAAUGGAGCUCUCAGCCCUACGGCUCUAAGUGGGUCCACCGCCAGGCCCUACACUUCCUGUGUGAGGAGUUCAGCCAGCUCGUGACCUCUGACGUACUCUACGAGCUCAGCAAGGAGCACCUGCUCACCACUAUCCAGUCAGACUACCUACAGGCGAGUGAGCAGGACAUUCUCAAGUACGUUGUGAAGUGGGGCGAGCAGCAGCUUAUUAAGAGGAUGGCAGACAGGGAGCCCAACGUGCUGAGCGGAACAGCCCACAGCGUGAACAAGCGGGGGGUGAAGAGGAAGGACCUGGAUGUGGAGGAGCUGAAGGAGAUCCUGUCCCCCCUGCUUCCCUUCAUCCGCACUGAGCACAUCCUCCCUGCCAACAGCGACGUCCUCUCUGACGCGACAAAGAGGGGUCUGAUCAGCACCCCUCCCUCGGACAUGCUGCCCAUGACUGAGGGGGGCAAGGCCAACUCGUGGUUACGGCAGAAGAACGUUGGCAUCUACGUGCGACCACGUCUCUUCUCUCCAUACGUGGAGGAGGCCAAGUCUGUGCUGGAUGAGAUGAUGGUGGAGCAGACAGAUCUGGUGCGUCUGCGUUUGGUGCGCAUGUCCAACGUGCCAGACACCCUCUACAUGGUCAACAACGCUGUGCCACAGUGCUGUCACAUGAUCAACCAUCAGCAGAUGGCCAGCAGCCAGACCACCGCUCCGUCCGUGGUAGCCAAUGAAAUCCCAGUACCCAGACUGGCGGUGGUUAAGGAGAUGGUCCAGAGGCUGCAGGAGCUGAGUCACACAGACCAGGUCCAGAGGGCCUACGCCCUCAACUGUGGCGAGGGGCCCACCGUCAGCUAUGAGCUGCAGCUGCGUGUGCUGAGGGAGUUUGGCCUGGCGGACGGGGCUACUGAGCUACUGCAGAACCCUUACAAGUUCUUCCCAGAGGAGCGUUUUGGAGACGAGAGUCCUGUUCUGGCCCUGCGCCGGGCAGGUCGUUGUCGGGUCAACAGCAGCCCAGCGAUGGACAGCAUGUUCUCAGACCUGGAGGGCAUGGCUGGGUUUCACCCCCCACUGCCUCCCCCUCCACCCCCAUACCACCCCCCUGCCACCCCCAGCCGUGCCCAGCUGAAGGGGGCCUGGAGGCCUCGUGUGCCCAUCCCACCCCCCACCCGCUCUUUCUCCUACCCCUGUAACCACACUCUGCUCCAGCUCCACACCACAACCAAACAUGGCAGCCCUGACUACCCCUCCGCCCCCAGGCCUCCACCUCCAGACUGCAGCAACCCCCAGGCCAAGGGCCGAGCCCUGCUCCCAGAACCACAGCUGAUCAUGGAGCCUGUGAUAAGGGAGUACAUGCCUGACAUCGCUCUGGGCGUCUCUGUCAUGACCCUGAGGGAGCACCAUAUGGGGGACAGGGGCGGUCACGACCCUCACGGCCCUAUGGCCCACCCGGCCCCACACCUCCCCCCCGGCCCCUGUCCCUCCACUCGCCUCAGCCUCAGUCAUGGUCACUCCUGUAAGAGGCACGCUCCAGAGCCAAAGCUGGAGGCCCAGGCAGAGUUCCCUGAUCUGUAUGACUUCUCCUGCCGACCAAUCACUGCAACCUCCAGCCACCCCCUGCCCCCCUACGCAGGGCCAGACCUCUACAGCCACAGCUCCUCCAGCCACCCUCCCUCCUACAUGUCUGACAGCCAGGGACGGGCAGCUGAGGCAUGCUCUGACCCCCUGCGCCUGGACGUCCUAGGCCUGCCCCCCCAGCGGCAGGAUGGAGCUCUGGCUAAUCCCUCUGGUCCCCAGGCUGGGGAAGGACACAUCCCCAGAGGACGAUCAAACAAUGAGACCGACCUUACUCACGGUCUUGGCCACUUGUGUGGCUCCCCCAGUGGAAACCUAGACGGGUAUGAGGAGCGGUCGUCGGCCCACAGGGAAGGCCCGAAGGAGAUGGCGGUUACUGGCGAAUCCCCAGGUACAGGGGCCCAGCAGCCACAUAGGAACAGUAUUAGCGAGGAGGCUAGCAGAGAACGCAGGUCACCCAACAACCCUGACUACCCUUACAAGAAGUCUGCACUAUAACCCUCGGGGAGGACCAGGGGUUGAGUCGUCAAAAGGGAAAGUGAGGGAAACAACCCUCUGUCAUGGACAGCAAAGCACUAAUGAGUGUGUGUGAAGGGGUGGCUAAUGGUUUCUAUUUAUUGUGUGUGUGUGUGUGUGUGUGUGUGUGUGUGUGUAAGUACCCUACCUCCUCCAGCCCUUUCUCCAUGACAUAGUGCUGUCUUCACCUCACGUCUCCUGUGAGUGCUACAGAUAAGCAGCAUCAGGACUGUAGGUUAGUUAGAGAAACAGCAGUGACUGUCAGACUGUUGUAUUGAAGCUUGGUGAAGCCAACCUCAGUGCUGCAGUUUUACAAUAUAACUCCAGCAGUACUGUUUGAGAGUGGUUUUGCCUAUUUCCCUUGAGCCUUGUUGCACCACAGGUUUGUUGUGAACUCUAAGUUGUGGGAAUCAGGAACAAAGAUCUUAUCAUAACAAAGAUGUUACUAUGAUCGUAACCAUGAAAUGUAGUUCAGAUGUGCUGAGGAUGUAUAAUAUACAUAUGGACUGUAGUCCUCAGGAUAUACUUUAACUGGGUGAUAUAUAAAUAGGAUCUCAGUAUAAACUAGUUAACACCAGCACAUAGCUUCAAUCAGCGUUAUCUUCAUGAUAAACUUGUGUAGAAACAUUUUCUUGCUCCUCUCAUUUGUAUUUCCUCUCUUCCUGUAGCAUUCCUCCAGUACGUACCUCACCUGACUGGUUACAUUUGAUUUCCCUUUCUGGUGCUGCAUGUUACACAGAAAUGCUGAUGAGUAAUAGGCUCAGGCUAGUUCCGUUCAGGCAGGAAGUAGGUCUGUUGAGGCUGUCAUUGUGCUGCCUCUUCAGUCUCUGAUAUACAGUGCAUUCGGAAAGUAUUCAGACCCCUUGACUUUUUCCACAUUUUGUUACGUUACAGGCUUAUUCUAAAAUGGAUUAAAUAGAUUUUUUCCCCUUGUCAAUCUACACACAAUAACCCAUAAUGACAAAGCAAAAACAGAAAUAUUUGCAGACCCUUUACUCAGUACUUUGUUGAAGCACCUUUGGCAGCGAUUACAGCCUUGAGUCUUCUUGGGUAUAACGCUACAAGCUUGGCACACCUGUAUUUGGGGAGUUUCUACCAUUCUUCUCUGCAGAUCCUCUCAAGCUCUGUCAGGUUGGAUGGGGAACGUUGCUGCACAGCUAUUUUCAGGUCUCCAGAGAUGUUCAAUCUGUGUUCAAGUCCGGGCUCUGGCUGGGCCACUCAAGGACAUUCAGAGACUUGUCCCGAAGCCACCAUGCUUCACCGUAGGGAUGGUGCCAGGUUUCCUAUAGACAUGACGCUUGGCAUUCAGGCCAAAGAGUUCAAUUUUGGUUUCAUCAGACCAGAGAAUCUUGUUUCUCAUGGUCUGAGCAUCUUUAGGUGCCUUUUACCAAACUACAAGUGGGCUGUCAUGUGCCUUUUACUGAGUAGUGGCUUAUGUUUGGCCACUCUACCAUAAAGGCCUGAUUGGUAGAGUGCUGCAGAGAUGGUUGUCCUUCUGGAAGAUUCUCCCAUCUCCACAGAGGACCUCUGGAGCUCUGUCAGUGACCAUCAGGUUCUUGGUCACCUACCUGACCAAGGCCCUUCUCCUCCGAUUGCUUAGUUUGGCUGGGCGGCCAGCUCUAGGAAGAGUCUUGGUGGUUCCGAACGACUUCCAUUUAAGAAUGAUGGAUGCCACCGUGUUCUUGAGGAUCUUCAAUGCUGUAGACAUUUUUUGGUGCCCUGCCCCAGAUCUGUACCUCGACGCAAUCCUGCCUCGGAGCUCUACGGACAAUUCCUUCGACCUCAUGGCUUGGUUUUUACUCUGACAUGCACUGUCAACUGUGGGAUCUUAUAUAGACAGGUGUGCCUUUCCAAAUCAUGUCUAAUCAAUAGAAUUUACCACAGUUGGUAAUCAUGUUGUAGAAACAUCUGAAGGAUGAUCAAUGGAAACAGGAUGCACCUGAACCCAAUUUCGAGUCUCACGGGUUCCGAAUACUUUUUUAAUUUUAAUUUUUAAUACAUUUGCAAAAAUUCUAAACCUGUUUUUUCCUAUGUCAUUGUGGGGUAAUAAGUGUAGAUUGCUGAGAUGUUUUAUUGAAUCCUUUUUAUAACAAGGCUGUAAGGUAACAAAAUAUUGAAAAAGUCAAGGGUUCUGAAUACUUUCCCGAAGUCAAGAAAAAGUAUGGGAACCCUUUGGAAACACCUGGAUUUCUGCAUGAAUUGUUCAUAAAAUUUGAUCUGAUCUUCAUCUAGGUCACAACAAUAGACAAACGCAGUCUGCUUAAACUAAUAACACCCAAACAAUUAUACGUUUUCAUGUCUUUAUUGAGGACACCGUGUGAACAUUCAGUGCAGGGUGGAAAGUGUGAACACUUGGAUUUCAUAACUGGUUGACCCUCCUUUGGCAGCAAUAACCUCAACCAAACUUUUUUCUGUAGUUGCGGAUCAUACCUGCACAACGGUCAGGAGGAAUUUUAGACCAUUCCUCUUCACAAAACUGCCUCAGUUCAGCAAUAUUCUUGGGAUGUCUGGUGUGAAGUGCUAUCUUGAGGUCAUGCCACAGCGUCUAAAAUCGGGUUGAGGUCAGGACUCUAUUUUCUGCUGUUGAAGCCAUUCUGUUGUUGAUUUAUUUCAGUGUUGUGGGUCGUUGUCCUGUUGCGUCAACCAACUUCUGUUGAGCUUCAAUUGGCGGACAGAUAGCCUAACAUUCUCCUGCACAAUGUAUUGAUUAACUUGGGAAUUCAUUUUUCCGUCGAUAAUAGCAAAGACAACUGCAAGAGCACAGAGCAGAAUGCUCAAUGUUAAGAAGAAUUGCCCAGGCCCUGAGGCAGCCCCAAGCCAUGAUGCUCCCUCCACCAUAGGUUUUGAUGUUGGUGUGCCUUUUUUCUCUCCACACGUUGUGUGUUCCUUCCUGACAACUCAACUGUAGUGUCAUCUGUCAAAAGAAUAUUUUGCCAGUAGCGUUGUGGAACAUCCAGGUGCACUUUUGCAAACUUCAGACGUACAGCAAUGCUUUUUUUUUGGAAAGCAGUGACUUCUUCCAUGGUGUCCUCCCAUGAACACCAUUCUUGUUUAGUGUUUUACGUAUCGUAGACUCGUCAACAGAGAUGUUAGCAUGUUCCAGAGAUUUCUGUAAUCUAUUAGCUGACACUAGGAUUCUUCUUAACAUUGAGCAUUCUGCUCUGUGCUAUUGCAGUCAUCUUUGCAGGAUGGCCACUCCUAGGGAGAGUAGCAACAGUGCUGAACUUUCUCCAUUUAUAGACAAUUUGUCUUACCGUGGACUGGUGAACAUGAAGGCUUUUAGAGCUACUUUUGUAACCCUUUUCAGCUUUAUUCAAGUCAACAAUUCUUAAUCUUAGGUCUUCUGAGAUCUCUUUUGUUCGAGGCAUGGUUCACAUCAGGCAAUGCUUCUUGUGAAUAGCAAACUCACAUUUGGUGAGUGUUUUUUAUAGGGCAAGGCAGCUCUAAUCAACAUCCAGGUUAGCUGACUCCUUACUCCAAUUAGCUUUUGGAGAAGUCAUUAGCCUAGGUAUUCAUACUUUUUCCAACCUACACUGUGAAUGUUUAAAUGAUGUAUUCAAUAUAGACAAGAAAAAUACAAUAUUGUGUGUUAUUAGUUUAAGCACAUUAUGUCUAUUGUUGUGACUUAGAUGAAGAUCAGAUCAAAUUUGAUAACCAAUUUAUGCAGAAAUCCAGGUAAUUCCAAAGGGUUCACAUACUUUUUCUUGCCGCUAUGUAUUUUCAAAAACAUGAGCCUGGGGUUUUUUGAAACAAGACAGGAGGGGGCAGAGGUUAAGGACUGAGGUACACUUGGAAAAAUAAUGGUGCAAUGAACACGCUAGUCAGAUGUUUUAUUUCAGCGGAGUAUGUGUGUGUGUAGUUUAAUAAUUCCAGGUAACUGUAAAUAAUCUCAGUACUGUACACUCCAUUUUUAAUCAGGUCUGUAUUUACCUAUAUAAACACAAGGCUCUGAUCUGAAAUGGUUAACCAGAGACCGACCAUAGAAUGCUGUGGUCAAUAUGCUUGAAACCACCUUGUUCUUUUAAUGGCAUAAACAAUUAGAAGUCUUAAUCCACUUUUUGAAGUGACCAUAAGGGAUCCAUCACAAGCAUGACGCCACCUGCUCUACUAGUUGUUUGUGUGACUCUUCUGUUCACCCUCAAACACUAUCCAUUCACAUGUCCUCAGUCUGUUCAUUUGUGUUGUUCCCAUGUACAAUGUAACCACUGUCACGCCACCUUUUGGCUAAUCCUGGACCUGCGAAGACCUGCUCUCUGUCGUCAGGUUACGGCAUACUGUAUGAGAACUACUGGGGCUGUUGCUACAGAAACCAAAGUGCACCCAUCAGAUCCUGUAAGAUCAGUCACACAUGUCUCCUCUAACACAAACUGACAAACCCAUGAUGCAUAACAUAGGCAACAUUGCACUGUAGAAAUGAUCCAUUUCACAUGGGAGCAGGGGGACAAAUUAAUUUAGAACAAAAGAGCUCCAGAACUGCAUAAUUCUUAAAUUAAACCUGAUGGCCUCUGUCACAUGCAUUUCUACCAUUCAGAAAUCCUGAGCAUAAAUUGUAAUUAUUCAUGUAAUAUUUGAAUAUACUGUACAACAGAUCCUUAUUACAUCUUAGUGGUGGUACUGUAAAUGAAUUAUUCAGCUGUUUUGUAGCUGUGGUGGACUACACUGUGAGGUUGUGUUCAGCACCACAUUUCACCAAGAAAGGAUAGUCUGAAAGAUGGUCAGACUCACUUUUUAUUUUUGUUUAUUACAAUGUUUUCUUUUAGGGAAAUGUUUUUCAUAUUGUUAUUGGUGUGGAAUACCUUUUUUUUUUUUUUUACUGCCCAGUGUUUCCAGAUUACUAUGAAAUAUGACCUAUAGUUACUUACAAUAUGAGUUUAAAUAGUUUUCUUCCAGAAAAUAAUUGUUACAGAAGCAGAUUUGUGGUGGAAUGGUGUGGGCAUAUACCGGUCAUUAAAAUAUUUACGCGAGUAGACUGCUGAUUGGACAGCUCAUCCUUCUCAGAGAUGACAUGUCCUAAGGAAAUAGCAAGGAUUUUUUUUAAACAGCAUGUGAAAGGUUUCAUUUAAAAAAAAAAUAAUCUAAUUCAUGCUUUUGCCACAUUAGUAUAGGAUAAGUCAGCAACAUUAUUUGGUAAUUAACUUUUUAAAAGUUAUAUUUUUCACUGGGCAGUUACUUAAGUAGCACAUGGACAUGUAGAUAUUCGCUCUGCAUUGUGGUAAUGAAGUUGCCGGGCAGAGAACCCUUUUUUCCAUCCAGUUUGCUUCAUGGGGAAAAAAUGCAAAACUUUAGAUUCCUCCCCAUGUUCAUGUUGGUUAGUUGCUUUAUUUUCCUGGACAGUUUUCCCAUGAAUUAAAAACCCUCCACAUCCUCUGUUUGCUCUUUACUGUAGAAGUCAGUGCCUUCCCCUGCCAAGAGGCUGGGCUGUUAUUUGAGAAGUGACUGUCCUAUGCAAGCCUUUUCUACCAGCUUACCAGCCUGCAUCAAAUAGCCCUUUGUAAAACUCAUGUAGCUAGCUAUUAGUGUACAUGUUUUUUUGUUUAAGUACCUUUUUAAAAUGUAACCCUCUGGAACUGUGUUUGAUUAUAUGUUGAACUUUAUAAUUGGACAGGUACGCUGUAUGUAAAAACACUUUUGUAGACACCUGUACUAAAAAUUGUAUUUGGUUUUACGUGUUCUAUUUUUCUACUGUUAACUCAAAAGGUGCAUAACAGUGUGAAACUUGGGCAUCUUCGAAAUAAACUGCCUUAAUAUAA